CCACAGAGGAGAGUACCAAAAAUGAUCAACUAGAGCGUAUUAUUGCCUGCCUUCUGCCCUCCGAUUUUAUGGGGGUUUCCUCUUCCACUUCUUGCACAUGUAAAUGGUAAAAUUGUCUGCACAUGACAAGGCUUUAAAAUCUGCAACUCUUAACACAUUCUAAAAUCCCAUCAAUCACCACUGAAUCAUAGGUUAUAACAAUCAUGUCUUUUACCUCUUUUCACCCACAGCUGAACCUUAACCUUUCACACUUGCAACCUCGGCCACCAUCCCUCAAUCCAUCCAAAGGGUCACACAAACUUCUCUUCAGGCGAUGGAGCAGCCAAAGCCCACCUUCCAAAUGCAGUCCAUUUUUGGCUGGUACUGGUGGUCCGUAUUUUAGUUCUGGUACCACGUUAAGGAGCAUCUUUUUGUUGUUCUCUGGCAGCAGAAGCAGACCAAAGGUUCGAGCCGCUUCAGAGGAUGGAGGCGAGUCUCUUGACGCUGAAGCAAACUAUCAAGAGGAAUUUUCCUGGUCUUCAGUUAUUUUACCGUUUCUGUUCCCAGCUUUCGGUGGUUUAUUAUUUGGCUAUGACAUUGGCGCAACGUCUGGUGCGACAAUCUCCUUGCUGUCACCUGAGCUUAGCGGUACGACGUGGUUCAACCUUUCGGCUGUUCAACUAGGCCUUGUGGUUAGUGGUUCCCUUUACGGAGCUCUUCUUGGUUCCCUCCUCGUUUAUCCUCUGGCAGAUUUUCUUGGAAGGAGGAGGGAGCUCGUCAUGGCAGCCAUUUUGUAUGCAAUUGGCAGUGCUUCAACAGCCUAUGCCCCUGGUCUGGCUGUUCUCUUACUUGCCCGGCUUGUUUAUGGACUUGGAAUAGGCCUAGCAAUGCAUGGGGCUCCUCUUUACAUAGCAGAGACUUGUCCAGCACAAAUUCGGGGAACUUUGAUAUCUUUGAAAGAGCUGUUCAUAGUUCUGGGAAUUUUGCUGGGUUACUUUGUUGGGAGCUAUGAAAUUGAUGUCGUUGGAGGGUGGCGUUACAUGUAUGGACUAAGUGCUCCUAUUGCAUUGCUUAUGGGGAUAGGCAUGCUGUCUCUUCCACCAUCUCCCCGGUGGUUACUUCUCAGGGCAGUUCAAGGUAAAGGGCCCUUACAAGAGUUGAAAGAAAAGGCAAAACAUGCUUUGAGCAGACUAAGAGGCCGGGCUGCAGGCGAUAAAGUGUCUGAAAAGCAGAUAGAGGAAACCCUUACCUCAUUGAAAACUGCUUAUGCUGAUCAACAAUCUGAAGGGAGUUUGCUGGAGGUGUUUCAGGGUCCAAGUCUGAAAGCAUUUAUAAUUGGUGGAGGCCUGGUCCUUUUUCAACAGAUAACUGGGCAGCCAAGUGUUCUAUAUUAUGCUGGUCCAAUUCUUCAGACUGCUGGAUUUGCUGCUGCUUCUGAUGCUACGCGUCUUUCAGUUGUAAUUGGCACGUUUAAGUUGAUGAUGACAGGAAUUGCUGUUCUAAAAGUUGAUGAUCUUGGGCGUAGGCCAUUACUGAUUGGAGGUGUUGGUGGCAUCGCCUUGUCUUUGCUGCUUCUUUGGGCUUAUUACGAAUUUCUUGGAGGUUAUCCUUUGGUUGCUGUGGCAGCUCUACUUCUAUAUGUUGGUAGCUAUCAGGUAUCGUUUGGGCCUAUAAGUUGGCUUAUGGUGUCUGAGAUUUUCCCUCUACGAACUAGAGGAAAGGGGAUCAGUCUCGCAGUUCUUACGAAUUUCGGUUCAAACGCAAUAGUAACUUUUGCUUUCUCUCCACUGAAGGAGUUGCUUGGGGCUGCUAAUCUUUUUCUUCUGUUCGGUGCAAUUGCUCUAUUGUCGCUUGUGUUUGCGGUGGUGUAUGUCCCUGAGACCAAAGGCUUGAGCUUGGAAGAAAUCGAGUCCAAAAUUUUAAAGUGAAGGCUUAAUGCGUCAGGAUCUGUGAUUACUAGAUUCUAUUAACCUAACAGUUCUCUGAUUUGUAGAUAUUGUGUGACAACCUUGCAGUGAAGACUUGGAAAUGAGAUGUACUUAUUUAAAUGCCAUGAUACGAGGUAUUGUUCAAACCUUUCAUUUUGAUUUCUAAGGACUUAACUGAGAGACCAUCAAAAAUUUUUAAGGAC
This is a messenger RNA of Coffea eugenioides, 2110 nucleotides long. Its product is annotated as D-xylose-proton symporter-like 3, chloroplastic. Gene Ontology annotation, biological process: transmembrane transport. The transcript is spliced from 14 exons. The record is from RefSeq and is a predicted model, not a curated record. NCBI's taxonomy places the organism in Eukaryota, Viridiplantae, Streptophyta, Magnoliopsida, Gentianales, Rubiaceae. Gene Ontology annotation, cellular component: membrane. Gene Ontology annotation, molecular function: transmembrane transporter activity. The coding region runs from base 204 to 1907 and encodes 567 amino acids.